AUGUCCGCUAGACGAACACCUUUGUCUAGCAACCCCAAUGUGGCCAAUUCGCCCUUGAGAGCUACUUCUGCUAUGGCUCAGGCCAAGCAGAAGCGAUCUCACGCUAAUAUACAGCGAGAAGAGCUCUACGCCCAGCCGCCGCCCUACAAAAAGCAGGCUGUCGAAAAUGCCGGGUCGCGUCAACUACGGUCUCCGUCUAAGAUCACCAAGGCCUCUCAGCUACCCCAACGUGUGGGCCGUCCUGUCACAAAGGAACGAUCGACACAUCACGAUGACGCCAGCGUUGAGAGAAUUCGUCAGUGGCAGGCCGAGUACCGGGGAAGGUUUCCAAAAAUGGUCUUCUACUUUGAUAGUAUUCCCGAAGAUCAGAGAGCCAAGCUUUCCAGGCAUGCACAGUCUCUCGGAGCCAGGGACGAACGAUUCUUUUCGAGCAGCAUCACCCACGUUGUGACCGCCCGCCCAAUACCAGCGCAAGAGGACGUGCAAGCGACUGCACACGACACUGGGCCCGAAGAGCAACCCCAAACUAUCAACCCGUCUCUUCUCGACCGCUCGACCGAUGCACGGAGACGUCUUCUGCUGGAGACCACGUCGAGACGAGCCCAUACCCUCACCCAGCCGCAGGACGACAGAACCAGGCGAACGCGAUCAACCCAGAGUAACGAUGUUCUCCAUAAAGCCCGUGAUAUGGGUAAGAAGAUUUGGUCCGUCGAGAAGUUCCAGAGGAUGCUUCAGUUCCUACUGGAGCCGGAUCCGCAUGUUGUCGCCGCCUACGGCGCCAAGGGCGAGCAUGCGAGGAACCUGGGGACCAAGAAGAUGAUGGAGGAACCUGGUCUAUUGCAGUUGUUGCAGCACGAACGACUGAACGGUCCUUCUGAUGCUGUGACCAGCAGAGAAAUGAUCAACUUCAAGGGCCCGUACAUUUAUGUCUACGACAUUGAUGAGAAGCAGAAGCCAAUCAUGGUGCGAGAGUAUCCCAAGGUCAAUAACAAGUACGAUGGCGAGUGGCCCCAGUUCAGAACCGUCACGGACGGACGCUGUCCAUUUGUCGAAGAGCCGGAGCCAGCCGAACGCCCUGGCCGAAAGCCAUCGACGCAGCAAAAGGAAAGGAAGGAGCGUACUGCGACGAAGGCCGCGGCUGAGGAGCGCCAAUCCCUUCAUCCCCCGGAGGUCUCUGCUCCCAAGGCUGUCAUUGGCAAGCGUACGCUCUCUGAAAUGCAAGAUGAGCAACACAGGGCGGGGACUGCGGCGAAGCCCAUGGACGUGUUCAACCCUCCCAAGGCUGUGGUUUCCAACUCGAUCGAUUUUGGACGAACGCAAAAUGCUUUCACCGGCCGCACUGGUACUGGCCGCUUCUUUGCUGGCGAGCCUGUGGCUUCUGGAGUGCAGCCUUCCAACAUCACAUCGGCCAUCCGCUCGCAGAUGAUUUCGUCUACGUCUGGUAUCAACGGCGCAAAGGCUGGUACUAGCAAGGAAGUGCAUGGCCUACAACGCAAGGUGCUGCAAAGAGGAGCCCCCACGCCUCCAGAUGCCAGCUCUCGGCGACUGACCGAGAUGUCGUUGGAAGCGACCUCUACCAGGUCCACUAGUGUCUCCAGGACUACUAGCAGGCGAAUGGAGCUCAUUGAGGAGGAUACCGACAAGCAGAGUUCUAAGCUCUCCAGAGCCAGUUCCAAAACGACAGCACCGGCUCCCAAGAGCAGGCGUGAUCUGAAGCCGGGAUAUUGUGAGAAUUGCCAGGAUAAGUUCAAGGACUUCGAUGAGCAUAUCCUCACUCGCAAACAUCGCAAGUUUGCCGAAAACACCGACAACUGGGCCGAGCUGGAUGAGCUUCUCAGCCAACUAGGCAGAGCACCCAGAUAUUCCAAACACUCCCACAAUGACGGCUACGCGGAUGAGUCCUUGUAG
This is a messenger RNA of Colletotrichum navitas, 1908 nucleotides long. RefSeq names its product Dfp1/Him1. Gene Ontology annotation, biological process: regulation of cell cycle phase transition; positive regulation of nuclear cell cycle DNA replication. The transcript has 3 exons. Gene Ontology annotation, cellular component: Dbf4-dependent protein kinase complex. Gene Ontology annotation, molecular function: nucleic acid binding; zinc ion binding; protein serine/threonine kinase activator activity. Bases 1 to 1908 code for a protein of 635 amino acids. NCBI's taxonomy places the organism in Eukaryota, Fungi, Ascomycota, Sordariomycetes, Glomerellales, Glomerellaceae. The record is from RefSeq and is a predicted model, not a curated record.